Coccidioides immitis RS is the source of this 1534-nucleotide messenger RNA. RefSeq names its product U3 small nucleolar RNA-associated protein Utp11. Gene Ontology annotation, biological process: rRNA processing. The record is from RefSeq and is a predicted model, not a curated record. NCBI's taxonomy places the organism in Eukaryota, Fungi, Ascomycota, Eurotiomycetes, Onygenales, Onygenaceae. The coding region runs from base 168 to 1013 and encodes 281 amino acids. Gene Ontology annotation, cellular component: nucleolus; small-subunit processome. The transcript is spliced from 3 exons.
CCGCCUACGCGCCCGCUCAACUCUUCAGCCUACCCUACCUUUUUCCGCUCCCUGUUAUACGUGUUCCUAGGUAAUUUGGUUAUUUAAUCGGAUAUUUCUCAUUUUUUUUCUCUUUAUAAAGGAGCUAUCUAUUGCACCCUUAACUCGUUUGGCGAAAAUCUAAUCCAAUGUCUUCCCUCCGGAACGCCGUCCAGCGACGGCAACACCGUGAGCGAGCACAGCCCGUCGCACGCGAAAAAUGGGGGAUCCUCGAAAAGCACAAGGACUACUCCCUCCGUGCGGCCGAUUACAACCUCAAAAAGGCUAAACUCCAACGUCUGCGCGAAAAGGUGCGCGAUCGAAACCCCGAUGAAUUUGCUUUCGGAAUGGUGUCCGCGGGUUCGCGGACCCAAGGGCGUCAUGGUGCGAGAGAUGCCACGCAGUCUACGCUGAGUCUGGAGACAGUAAAGUUACUGAAGACGCAGGAUGCGGGUUACCUGCGGGUUGUGGGUGAAAAAGUGCGAAGGCAGAUGGAGCAGGUGGAGAAGGAGGUUAGAUUACAAAAUGGAGUGAAAGCAGCCCUGGGCAAGGGUAAACCCGGGGAUGGGCUAGAUGAUGAGGAUGAGGAUGAGGAUGGGGCCCUUGGUGGGAUUACUGCGAAAAAAACUGGGCGGAAGGUCGUUUUUGUAAAUUCUGUCGACGAGCAGAAGAAUUUCGUCGACGGGAUCAACGAAGACGAUGGGGACCAAAGCGAGGAUGAGACCGUGCAAAAGGAUCAGGCGACUGCGCAAAGAAAAUCCAAGAAGCAGCUCGAAGCGGAAGCACGGAUGCGACGGGAAAUUCAAGCUGCUAAAAAGCUGAAAAAACGAGCCGCUGAAUCAAGGUUGAGAAAGCUUGAAGCGUUGAAGAAGCAGUACCAGGAUAUUGUGGCUGCAGAGCAGGAGCUGGAUCUGCAACGAGCAAAGAUGGAAAAUUCAGUCGGUGGUGUGAACAAGUACGGCGUCAAGUGGAAGGUCAGAGAGCGCAAAAGAUAAUCUGCUUGUGCUCUGUCUUUGAUUUUAUGACACGAUGAUACCUCUUUGAUGUUUCCUUUUGGUUUUUCUAUGAUCUACUCCGCAUUCUUCGGCGUUAUAUAGACGCGGAUCUUUUCAGAUGUAUUGCAAUGAGGAGAUCUGAGCCAUGUUACUUUUAGAAACAAAACCGGACUACUCCGAAAUAUCGUCGAGGGACAAAGUACACACUACACGAUCAAGGUAGCCCUCCAGUGCAUAUAUAAAAGAUCUCAAAGGACGAGUAAUAAACUCUAGCCCUUAUUUUGCUUCAUCCAAUCGACACGGAUGCUGACGGCCCGGCGAUGGGCAUCGAGACCCUCCACAGAUGCAAGUUGCAUAACAGCCUGUGAAACAUUCCUUAGUCCUUCAGCCGUAAGGUUGGAGCUGGUGAUGUGUUUUACGAAGGAAGCAAGGUUAACGCCGGAGUAUUGCUUUGCAUAGCCAUAAGUUGCUAGAAGGGGAGGAUGUUAACCAGCAGCUAAGAUUCACAAAAACAGUAGUUA